AUGGCCUCGAAGUUCCUCGACGGGCUGCUGCACGGGCCGUCCGCGCGGACGGCAGAAUACGUCGACACCGCUUCCACCCUACAGACUCCUCUGGACGAGGAGCGGGCAAUAAGCACGGUGCAGACGGCGGCGCUGGGAGAUCAGCAGCUCGGCGGCGAUAAAUUGCCUUGGAGCACAGAAACCCUCGCGCAGUACGAGUUCGAGCACUUUUUCGACUUUGAGGUCAGCAAGGCUGUCUUUUUCCUCAGUGUGGUUGCCGUGGCCAUCGUGCGGGCCACCUUCACUCCCUUCGGGCGUGUCACGAGCGCUGGCCGGGAGUGGCUCGACCGCGCGACGUUUGCGCUGCGGUGGGUGGCGAGCGCGGAUUCGCUGCAGCAGCUUGGUGGGCCGCCUGCCGUCGCGCCAGCCGAGGACUCAUGCCAACGGCGAAAAGUCGUCUCAGGCCGCUUCACGCGGUCCUCUUACGAGAGAUACUGCCACGCGAAUGCAUUGAGUCCUGAUGCACUCUGCUGGUCGGCGCUGCCCAUCUAG
Molecule: messenger RNA, 531 nt
Organism: Emiliania huxleyi CCMP1516
Lineage: Eukaryota; Haptophyta; Isochrysidales; Noelaerhabdaceae
Exons: 1
Coding region: 1-531 (176 amino acids)
Source: RefSeq, a predicted model, not a curated record